CCCUCUCUGCUCUGGUAGGUCCACCAUGGUACAGGCAGCAUCUUGCAGCACAAUGGUCGUAAGGUGGUGAGCUGAGUGGAGAGUGAUUCAGCAUCAGCAAACCUCGGUUCUGUCCACCUCUGCUUUUUUUUGUGUAAUUCUUUUUUUUUUUUUUUUUUUGGAGUCCACAUCAUUCGCCAUCUUUAUGAAGCAUCCUUCAGUAGCAGCAGCAGCAGCAGCAGCAGCAGCCAUGGUCGCCGCACCGUCUACCAUCGGGAUGUUUUGAAAAAAACAAAACAAAAAAAAACAGGGACUGUCACCGGGACUGGGAUCGUCAUCAUCAGCUGGCGCGGAAUGGUAUUUAUGAGCAGACAUUUCUUAUAUAACUGCAGCCAACCAAUCCUGGAUGUGAAGAUAGCCUUUUGUCAGGUGUGUGUUCCUUACAGGUAAAAAAGGGUUUUGGAAAACAAGUGGAUGUGUCAUACAUCGCCAAGCAUUACAACAUGAGCAAAAGCAAAGUGGACAACCAGUUCUACAGUGUGGAAGUGGGAGACUCUACCUUCACAGUUUUAAAACGUUACCAGAAUUUAAAGCCCAUCGGCUCUGGAGCUCAGGGAAUCGUCUGUGCGGGCUAUGACGCUGUCCUGGACAGAAAUGUGGCCAUCAAGAAGCUGAGCAGACCCUUCCAGAACCAGACCCACGCUAAGAGGGCGUACCGGGAGUUGGUGCUCAUGAAAUGUGUCAAUCACAAAAAUAUUAUCAGUUUAUUAAAUGUCUCCACGCCACAGAAAUCAUUAGAGGACUUCCAGGAUGUGUAUCUAGCGAUGGAGCUGAUGGAUGCCAACUUGUGCCAGGUGAUUCAGAUGGAGCUCGACCACGAGAGAAUGUCCUACCUGCUCUACCAGAUGCUUUGUGGUAUCAAACAUCUGCACUCAGCUGGCAUUAUUCACAGGGACCUCAAACCAAGCAAUAUAGUGGUGAAGUCGGACUGCACCCUGAAGAUCCUGGACUUUGGUCUGGCAAGAACUGCAGGCACAAGCUUCAUGAUGACCCCUUACGUGGUGACUAGAUACUACAGAGCCCCAGAGGUCAUCCUGGGCAUGGGAUACAAAGAGAAUGUGGAUAUAUGGUCGGUGGGGUGCAUUAUGGGAGAAAUGGUGCGCCACAAAAUCCUUUUCCCCGGUCGGGACUACAUCGACCAGUGGAACAAGGUGAUUGAGCAGCUGGGGACUCCCGCAGCGGAGUUCAUGAAGAAGCUUCAGCCCACUGUGAGGAACUAUGUCGAGAACAGGCCAAAAUACGCCGGCCUCACCUUCCCCAAGCUUUUCCCCGACUGCCUUUUUCCUGCCGACUCUGAGCACAACAAACUCAAAGCGAGCCAGGCCAGAGAUCUGCUGUCUAAGAUGCUGAUCAUUGACCCUGCUAAACGGAUAUCUGUGGACGAGGCCUUGCAGCACCCCUACAUCAACGUUUGGUAUGAUCCAGCUGAGGUGGAGGCGGCCAAAGAUCUCAUCCAAAUAUCCAUGCCUCCACCUCAAAUCUAUGACAAACAGCUGGAUGAGAGAGAACACUCUAUUGAUGAAUGGAAAGAACUCAUCUACAAAGAAGUGAUGAACUUUGAGGAGAGAACGAAGAAUGGCGUUGUGAAGGGACAACCUUCACCUUCAGGUGCAGCCGUGAACAGCAGCGAGAGCCUCCCUCCCUCCUCCUCUAUCAACGACAUCUCCUCCAUGUCCACUGACCAGACCCUGGCCUCAGAUACUGACAGCAGCCUGGAGACCUCUGUAGGACCCCUGGGGUGUUGCAGGUGACUAGCCGCCUGCCUGCGCAACCCCAUGUUCUUCCGAAGGUGAAGAACCCAACUGAAAAGGCCCAGUGAAAACACAAAGAGAAAAAAAAUGGAUCAAAAAAAAAAAAGGAAAAAAAGAGUAAAGAUCAAAAUCAAUAUAUUAAGAGCAAAACAUGAGUUAUGGGAUGUGAAAUGUUGAAUUCUAAAGCCUGUGCAUUGUCAUUCAAAAAAAAACAAAACAACAAACAGCAGUGGUAUUUAAACUGAAGUAAAUGAGCUGAGGUAUAUGUUUAUGAUUCUCUAGUUGCUUUGCUUAUAUUACCCCAAUAUCUUAUAUAAUGGCAUCCGAACAUAACGACCAAAUGCUUGGAACAGCAUCCUCUGCAAAGUGCAUAUUGGCUGGCUGCUGGUCUCCCAACUCCUCUCUCAAGCAUUUAGGCUCCAAUCAUCGCGGGCAAGGUGGGCGGCCAUUUUGCUCAUCCCUACUGUACAAUACAAGCGUCACUCGCCUCCUCCUCCUCCUCCUCCUCCUCCUCCUCCUCUUCCCGACCCGGCCCCUUGAUGUAAUGACACUGCUGUGUUUGAACCCUCAUCUGCACCCGGCACAAUCCCUGACGUAAGGUUGACUGAAUGGUGUGUUUGUAUGUGGUUAUUCUGCAGGGAUUUGUAGUUGCUCCCACCCAGAGCGACGCACCCCCCCUCCCCCCACACCCCUGUUGUACUUGUAAAUAAUGUAAUUCUGUACAGCUGAAGGACACAUAGAGUGGGACUGACGGCCAGUACACUGGGAGUUUUUUUCUGACUAGCGCACCUUGCACGUCACCGCUUUCCACCUCAGUUGCCCUCCCCCCCCAAACCCCCGCUUAUUGCUGUAGUACCUGCAUGAUUAGAUUUGGAACGAUGCUAAUCUCACUGUAUGCUAAAACGAGUCUGCAUAGAGACUUUUGUUUAUAUAUGAUGUAAACUAACUCAACUCCAGACAUGGUGGGGUGGAGGGGUCUGGCGUUUGUGAGUCUGUGUGUGUGUGUGUGUUUGAGAGACAAGCCAUUAAAGGGUCAUUACACUGUUCAUAUGAUGACCUUUAAGGAGUCCGACUUGUGUGUAACGUCCCCUUUUAUUUCCCCCUUGCAGUGUGUGUGUGUGUGUGUGUGUGUGUGACUGGUCCCUCCACCGCUCAUGCAUGUCUCUGUGUACCAUUAACCCUGUACAGGCAUUGGAGAUAGGUCCAUUUCUGCACCUUGGCGUAACCACGAGGAGACUCCUCUUAUUGUUUGGCUCUUAGAAACACACCUUUGGAAGGCGGCAGGUUGUUCAAAGGUAGAUGACGAGUGUUAACCUUUGUAGCAAUGGCUCGUCCUUGUGAAGUGGACUCGCGUCCGCUAUUUUCACCUCACGCUACAUGAAAACGUGCGCUUUAUCUUUGUUAGCUGGAUAGAUGCCACCUGUUGGCAUAUUUCAUUUCUGAGCUGGAAGGUUUAUUUAUUCAUUCAUUCAUUCAUUGGAGCCAAUCCUGGACAGGUUUUUCGGUCGGUUGCAGGGCAAACAUACAGAGACGAACAACAGUUCAGUCUCAUAAUCACACCUACGGUCAGUUUAGAGCGUUCAAUUCACCGCUGCAUGUUUUUGGACUGGAGAAAAGCCCACGUGCACAUGGGGAGAACAUGCACGUGGGAUCCAAACUGGUGACCUUCAAUCCCAGCCACCGUACCACCACGUGGCUUGUUAUUUGAGUCACUGCUUAUUUAUUUAGUCAUUUAUUUAUUUAUUUAUUUAUUUAUUCCGAUGAAUGAAACCUGAAUAUGGCAAGUGCCUUUUGGAAUGAAGCAUCGCGGGUGUAAAGAGAGAGCGAGAGUUAUUUUCCUUGGUAUGUUUUUCCCUCUGCUUCUUCUUUUUCUGCCUUACAAAACGACCACAAGACAAUUUGUGUGUAUACUUUCUUUGCUGAGCUUAAGACAAAUCCAAUAAUAAUGCAAGUUUUUUUUUCAUUCAAUCCAUUCACGUUUUUUUCAUUUAAUGUCCCUGCAUACGUUCAUCAGUCAGGAUAACAGGGUGACAGUAGAUUCCCUCAAACACACACACACACACAAAAACACUUCACUUUAUUUGCACUGCAAAGACUCGUCAGCUGCGGCAGUGAACUCUUUCUCACCUUCCUGUGUCCACUUAUGGCCUCAUAAUUCACGUUUGAUGGUGAACAUUUUAUUUGCAAAGGAAUGUGUGCAGUAGAUAAAGAGGAGACGUGAUGUUCUCACCUAUCUAUCUACUGUGUCGAGUAAUCCGUCUCAUAGCUACAGCUUUCUUUUAUUGCUUGAGAUAAAAUGCACUCCUGUCAGGCACGUCAGCGACAUGUCUUUUUUUAAUUUGUAUAUAGUGUGUUUUAUUCUUAGGUUAAAGGGAAUAAUGGAAGACAUUGUCAUUGUUUGUUUUUUUGGCUCUGCUGUUGGAUUUCAAGGCUUCCUGCAAGUAUAGUGUAUAAAUGGCACGCACAGAUAUACUAUCCUUUGGUUGCGUCAAAGACUGGAUUGUUUCGCUGCAUGUCAGGGACACUGGGACACAAAAUCAAGGGCACCUCGAUUGUUUCACUGAAUACGGGACGUGUGUUUGUUUAAAGUGUGUCAGAACACACUCUACAUUAAUAAUCACCACAUUACUAAGUAUAGGAAACUGCAUGGCUCAACCGGUUAACAUUAAAUGUUCAUUGUCAGUAGUGGAGGUGUGGUGACGUCACUCUUUACGUCUUCAUUUUACAUAUGUUUUCUUCUCACCCUGUAAGUCUGUGUCCUCUUUGUGUGCAUGUCUCCCCCCAAAAUCCUUCCCAAACACACACACACACACACACGCAUCACUUCAUAUAGCUACUCUGCCUGUGUGUGGCAUGUGUACGAUGAACCGCACACAGCACCUUCACAGAGUGGAGAGGGUAACUGAGGGCGGCGGCGUCUCCAGGAUAAGCUACGGAGGCGAGCUUGGCUUUCUGUUCAGGGUCUGGCCAGGGCAGUCGUUUCAAACAGGGUGCAGCUUUGAAAUUCUUUGUGCUUUUAAAAAAAAUGUUCCGAUCAACUUUGUCACAAAAGGGGUCCGGUGUUGGAGUCGGCUCCUGCACCACAAACACCCUCAGCACUGUUGCAGUUUUUUCUACAGGGUGAUUUUGAUUCAUCCCGACGACACUCUACUACAAAAACCUGAAACAUGUUUUUUUUUUAUUUUUGUGCGUGUGUGUUUUUGUUUUCUUUCCUCUUUUUUCAGAAUGUGAACUUCUCUUUGUAAGCCAUCCCUCCAGACAAUUCAAUUGUAAUAAUAAUAAUAAUAUUGAUAAAAAAAAGGUGCUUUCGAUCCUUUAACGCACCUGACGUUGACAUGAUUCAGCUGGGUUGUCAGCACUGAAUGUACAAAUGAAUGGUUUCACAAACGACGCACACUACUGCUGCUCUGUUCAUCAGUGCGUGUGUGCGCGCGCGUGUGUGUGUGUGCGAACAUGUGUGUGUGUGUGUGUGUGUGUACAGUAUGUGUGUGUUGGGUUUUAAAAUGAACCAGCAUCAACUUGAAACACUGUUGAGGGUUUUAAUUGGGAAUUACAUUGUCUUUUUUUUUUCUCUCACAACAUUGAAGAAUGUCAAUCAGUGCAGUUGUGUAUUUGAAAGUAGAUCAUGUAUGUAUUUAUCUUCAGCCACAAAACCUUUGGAUUAGAGAGAUUUUGUUUUUUUUAGUCUGUUAUUGCUAAUGUUAAAGUUAGGACGCAUCUUAAACUCAGUGCUGACAUCAAAAUCUUUACACAAGGUACUUAUGAUGAUCCCCAUCGUAUCAGAUUUCACCCCCUUUUUGUUUCUCAGUCACAUUGUAAAUAACAACAAUACAACAAUGCAAUACACACUUUAUUGCACUCAAGACAGGGAGGCGAGCUACUGCAAGGGUCAGGUGAUGCUUAAAUGUUUAGUCUUAAAUGUGGAACUCUCCAACGAUGAAAAACCCUGUAUAGCUCAUCUGAAUCAGGUGAUGUUGUUCUACAAUUCUUUAACACAUCCUCCCCCCAAAAUUUUUGUUUUCUUUUACUCUGUGCUGUUUUAAUAAUAAUAAUCAUUCUUUUUUGACAUUGUCAGGUUAAAAAAAAGAAA
Molecule: messenger RNA, 5880 nt
Organism: Solea solea (common sole)
Lineage: Eukaryota; Metazoa; Chordata; Actinopteri; Pleuronectiformes; Soleidae
Gene: mapk10
Product: mitogen-activated protein kinase 10
Exons: 14
Coding region: 483-1790 (435 amino acids)
Biological process (GO): protein phosphorylation; JNK cascade
Cellular component (GO): cytoplasm; nucleus
Molecular function (GO): JUN kinase activity; ATP binding
Source: RefSeq, a predicted model, not a curated record